This is a messenger RNA of Serinus canaria (Common canary), 6994 nucleotides long. RefSeq names its product heparan sulfate 6-O-sulfotransferase 1 (gene HS6ST1). Gene Ontology annotation, cellular component: membrane. The record is from RefSeq and is a predicted model, not a curated record. Lineage: Eukaryota; Metazoa; Chordata; Aves; Passeriformes; Fringillidae. The transcript has 2 exons. Gene Ontology annotation, molecular function: heparan sulfate 6-sulfotransferase activity. The coding region runs from base 335 to 1561 and encodes 408 amino acids.
GGCUGGUUCUUGCCUUUCGGUGCCUCUCCGCCCCCCUCCUGCCCCUCUCUCGCUCUCUCUCGCUCUCUGGCAAGUUUGCCGCUGUGCCGCGGCGCCUCCGGAGCGGCUGGCUGCGGGCUGCCCCUGCCCCGCUCCCGGCGCUGCCCGCGGCGGGGCGGGCGGGGACGGCGGCGAGCCGAGGCGACCCAGGGAGCGGCCCCGCCGCCCCCGGGGAAGGCUCUGCUCCGGGCAGCAGCGGGGGGAGGCGGCUGGCACAGACACCGAAGCUCCGCCGCCCACCCCCCGGCAGCGCCGCAGUCUGCCCAGCGCCGGCAGCCCCGGGAGAUGGUGACACAUGAAGCGUGCGGGAAGGACCAUGGUUGAGAGGACCAGCAAGUUCUUGCUGAUCGUGGCCGUCUCGGUGUGCUUCAUGCUUAUCCUGUACCAGUACGUGGGGCCGGGGCUGAGCCUGGGUUCCCCCAGCGGCCGCUCCUACUCGGAGGAGCUGGACCUCUUUCCCACGCCGGACCCGCACUACGUGAAGAAGUAUUACUUCCCCGUGCGGGAGCUGGAGCGGGAGCUCGCGUUCGACAUGAAGGGCGAGGACGUGAUCGUCUUUCUGCACAUCCAGAAGACCGGCGGCACCACCUUCGGCCGCCACCUGGUGCAGAACGUGCGGCUGGAGGUGCCGUGCGACUGCCGGCCCGGGCAGAAGAAGUGCACCUGCUACCGGCCCAACCGCAGGGAGACCUGGCUCUUCUCUCGCUUCUCCACGGGCUGGAGCUGCGGGCUGCACGCCGACUGGACCGAGCUCACCAAUUGUGUGCCCGGGGUGCUGGACCGCCGGGAGAGCGCCGCAGCCAAGACGCCCAGAAAGUUUUACUACAUCACUCUGCUGAGAGACCCCGUGUCCCGUUACCUCAGCGAGUGGCGCCACGUCCAGCGAGGAGCUACCUGGAAAACCUCCUUGCACAUGUGUGAUGGCAGGACACCCACUCCUGAGGAGCUGCCCUCGUGCUACGAGGGCACAGACUGGUCGGGCUGCACGCUGCAGGAGUUCAUGGACUGCCCCUACAACCUGGCCAACAACCGCCAGGUGAGGAUGUUGGCCGACUUGAGCCUGGUGGGCUGCUACAACAUGUCCUUCAUCCCGGAGAACAAGCGAGCGCAGAUCCUGCUGGAGAGCGCCAAAAAAAACCUCAAAGACAUGGCCUUCUUUGGCCUGACAGAGUUCCAGAGAAAGACUCAGUACCUGUUUGAGAGGACUUUCAACCUGAAGUUCAUCCGGCCCUUCAUGCAGUACAACAGCACGCGGGCGGGCGGGGUGGAGGUGGACAACGACACCAUCCGCAGGAUCGAGGAGCUCAACGACCUGGACAUGCAGCUCUAUGACUAUGCAAAGGACCUCUUCCAGCAGCGCUACCAGUACAAGAGACAGCUGGAGAGGAUGGAGCAGAGGAUCAGGAACAGGGAGGAGAGGCUCCUGCACCGCUCCAACGAAGCGCUUCCCAAGGAAGAGACCGAGGAGCAAGGACGUUUGCCCACUGAGGACUACAUGAGCCAUAUUAUAGAGAAGUGGUAGCCUAGGCAGACUUUUAUAUUAAUGAUAUUCUAGGGUUUCCAUAUAAGAGAUGGUGGAAGUAAAAAUGACAAAAAAAAAAAAAAACAAAAACAAAAACAACAAAAAAAUAUUUUAUUUAAAAACAAGUCUGUAAAACAGAAGGUAGAUUGCUUCCUUAAGCAUAGGGUCUUUUUACUGUUUCUUACAAGACCGAUGAGAUUCUUAAAAAAAUCAAUAAAUACAUAAAAAUAAAAAAAGGGUCAACAUUCUAAUGCAGAGAUAAAAAAUGCACAAAUGCAGUUACCCACGCAGAAGGCCAAAUACAGAAGAAUGUUUCUUAUCCUCAUGAUUUUAACACAAAUGGCAGAAGUAGGAUUUUUUUUAAAUCUGUUUAUCCCCUAAUGAUCUAAAGAUACAUAAUUAAAAACCAAGGAAACAGGUUUUCUUUGGUGGGGGAGGUGGGAUGGGAAUUGCACUGUUUGUCAGUAGCUGACAGUGGUGACUGAGCUGAGGAUGGGCCAUCCUGUCAGGCUGGGAUCUGAGAACACAGGCACUCACAGCAUUUCAGCUGGCAGCCACUGCCAGAAAGUAGAGCACCAUAAAAAAAAAAAAAAAAGAAGAAGAAAACCAGUCAGAGGAUAAGAAACAUUAAAGCAAAUUGACUAUGGCCUGGGAAAUGUACUUAGCACAGUGGUUCUGAUUCAUUGCACUGGUAUCACAUAUACAUACACAGCUUCAUCACAUAAUAAUGGGGAAUUCAUACCCAAAACUCCCAGAUUUGUUUCCCAGACAGAUCCCAAAACAAGUUAAAAGUCAGCCAUAGACUCAAACCUGCAUUCAUGUGUUGUCCUGUCAGCUUACACCACUAGCACUCAAGCCACUAUCAGUAUUGUGUGUUAACAGCACACAAAAACCCUAUCCUACAUACUACAAAAAAAAAAAGGAAGAAAAAUUUAACAACUCCUUCAUAAAUCCGCACAAAAUUCAGACCCUGCAGAUGAUAAGUCACUAAUGGGAACGUGACCAGGGGGUGAUUUUGUUUUGUUUGUUGCUAUGUGAAAUACUGACCCAGAAUAAGCAUACAGACCUUGCCUAGCUGUAUUAUUUCAGUUAUUUUUACUUGCUUUUAUCAAGAGGUAAUGGGCAUCAGCCUGCUUCCAGUGAAGUCACUAGAAGUGAUUUAAGUGGGGACAGGAUGGGGCUCUCUUCCAGAGCUGUGAAAAUUUCUGACUGUGGGUCUAAAUUAAUUAUGAGACAGUGCACAUUGUCUUUUGGCAGGGUGCCUGUUCUGCAGCCCUUACUUUAAAAGAACAAGCUGUGUUCAUAAAGCUGGAAAGGGGAAUCAUGGAGAGUGUUUUUUUAGUCUCAGACCACUCUCAAAGCAGAACUCUUUCAAUGCUGUUUUUUAGGGCCUCAUGGAAGUUUAAUCCUCCAGUGUGGGGACAGUCUAUCCAGGUUCUGCUUACUGACUUUGGAGUCAUAGAACAACAAUGACUUCUCUAAUUCCUCUUUCCACUCACCAAAUUAAAAUAUGGCUUAUUUUUUUUUGCUGUUGCAAGCACUUCUUUGUUUGGCUGGAAGCAUGGAAAUGAAGCAGUUUCUGCCUGGUUCAUGUCUCACUCUGUUAUUAUUCAGCCUGCAAGACCUGAACCAGCCAUUGUUUGGGGUAAACUCUGAACCAAAUGGAAUAGGAUUUGAUGUUCAAAGGCCACGUUAACUGCAAUAUCAAAUCAAAUAUGGCAUUGAAACCACUGGAGGAGAGGCAGAGAGCUGAUGCACUCAACUUUAGCAUGUCAUUUUCACAGCAUCCCUUCCCCAUCACACAGACCCACUGAUGUGCUGCUUGGUUUGGAUUUUAAUUCUUUCUCUGCCUCUGUGCACUGUGUCCCACAGUUUCAAGUUCAGACUGAAUUUGCAAAGGAGGGGUUUCUGGGGGGGAUACACCUUGCUUUGGGAGACAUUUUUCUCCUGAAGAGCAAAGACAGCUAAAAACUUGGGAAAACACAAAGAGCACUUAGGGCUCAGAGACAAUUCUGUUACAGCCAGAGUCAGAGGAUGUCUUUCCUGCUGAUUUCAGGUGGAUUUUGGUCAGGUCUGACCCUGCUGCUGCAGAGUGCACAAGCACACACUCACCUGCCUGCAGGCACAGCAGGACAUUGCCAGCCACACAUUUGGCUGGUACCAGUAGGUGCUGGUGCUGUCCAUGUCUUUAAGGCUGUGCCAGUGCUUCUGCCACAGGAUGGCUCCUGUUCCCAGAAAUGUGCAGCCUGCCCAAAAGCAUUUCCUCCUGGGUGAAAACUGGGGAGAAAAAUGAAGCAGUAUUUGGUGGUUGGCUUGGGGGAAGAGGAGGUAUUACAAGAGAAGGCGUUACAAGAGAAGGCAUCACAAGAGAAGGCAUUACAAGUCCAUUUGCUCCUCUCUGAAUCCCAAGACUGGCAGAAGCUAUGUCUGCUAGUUGCCAUCACUUUUACAUUUUGCUGUAACUACAGAGAACAUUUGUAUUUUAAAAAUGCAGCUUUGCAGGCUGUUUACCCCCAAAAGCAGCACAUGAGAUAUAAAAAGCAGCUGUUGCACAUGCACAGUUCCCACCUUUCCCCAAAAGCUUUUCAGGCGUGUCCUGGGUGGUGGAUCCAUAAGGCACAAGGGGUUCCUGCAGUUAAUCCUUGUUAGUGUCUCACUGCUGGGGCUGUGUGGGGUUCAGAGCAGGACUGUGAUUAGGCUGUGUCUGCCUGAGCUGUUCCUGGGUUCCAGGCUCUGAGGAACCAGCUGGAUGUUAAUGAAUCUGUCUGCAGGGCUGUCUAAAUCAGGAGCAGCCUCUGACCUUAGAAGCAUGUCAGUAGAAGACCUUGCUCCAACAUUUUUAAUUUUUUUUUGUAAUGUAUUGCAGGAACAAGCAAAAGAAAUGAAAUUAUAUUGAAAAUUCUCUUUGGUUAACAGUUUCAUUUCAACCACAAAAGGAGGGCUGACCUCAGUACUGAGGCAGAAGUUUCUAGAUUUAAAUCCUGCACCCAUGCCAAUGCCUCAGGUUUUCCACCUCUACACUGGGACUAACAAAUUUAGGGACUCUAAAAGAGUGCUCCAAGGUAUGAAAAGUAGAGGGCACUUUGAAACAGAUUCUGAGCCAUGGGAAUGAAAAGAAUCAUCCAAAAGCCAUCCCUCACCCUGGCUGCUGUGCUGCUCUGCUUCUGGCUGUUAAUUGAUUUUAAGUGCUGUGUACCAGAACAUGGCUGCAGGACAUACCUGGCACUGUCUUCUUCCUUUAGUGGGUGCAAGGGAACUUCUUUAACAUAAUGUGAAUGUAGUUUUUUGUGAUUUAUAUGUACCACACUUUGAAGUGGUACUGUUUCUUUUCUUUGUAGGACUGAUGUUUUGAUGCUACAAUAACAUGAAAAGUGUGUGUGUGUAGUUUUAAAAUGAAUGGAGAGCAACAGCUUUAAGGCACUCUGGCAGAAGUAGUGGCCAGAUAGUAGAGUCUUGUUCAAUGUCUGCCCCUUUCUUCCAAAAUGUUUUUCCUCUGACUUCCAGACACACCAAAAGCUUCUUCAGGGCGUGAAGGGUUUCUUCAGGGGGUUUGUCAGUGCAUCAUGAUCCAGGUCAGCUCAGGAGAGUGCUGGGAGCAGUGCAGGCAGGUGCAGGAUUGCACUUGUCCCUUAGGGACUUUGUGACUUCUUGGGGCUAAGAAAUCAAUUUGCUUUUAGUCCCCUAAACAGUGUAAACAUCACUGCUUGGUGGGUGUUCUUGCUGAAGAGAACAUUUGCUUGCUGGUUUGUCUCAUCCUAGUUAGCUCUGCUGAAGGAGUUUGCCUCAUUCAAGCUUUUCCAGACAGUCAGGUGCCACCUUGUACCCUGUCCAGGUCACAAAAUGCAGGAUUGACUGGUCAGGUUGCCAGCCCAGGCUGUCACAGGGGUCAAAGUCAAAAAAUAAAUUAAAAAAAAAAAAGUCAGAAAAGGGUCAGUGUGAAUUUCUGGCUUGUCUGAAUUUCUCCCUUUAUGCCCAACGUUUUGGAAUAAAUGAGGAGCACUUCAGUUGAUGUUUUUGCAGCCCUCAGUCCCUUACUUGCUCACAGAAGUGGGAUGACAAUGAAAGCAGCAUAAGAAAGAUCCCAGUAAGGUAUGGAAUCCUCUGCAGGAGUUCAUCCCCAGCCUGUGACUUCUGCAGUCCUCACAAAAAAGGGGUGGCACUGCAGGAAUCCAUCCCCAACCUGUGCUGAGUGCUCAGAGCUGUAUCCUGGCAUGCAGCAGACACUGUCUGCUGAACUCAAACCCCAGGGCUGGCUGUGUUCUCUUUUCAUUCCUCUUUUCACUUCCACUAAUGGUAGCAGCUCAUGUUCCAGAGGCAGAGGGAGCCUGGCAUUCACUGCCUGGUCUGGAGAGUUCCAAGCCUUUGCAGCACAGGUCAGUGAGCAGCAGCUCAGGGGAGCAGGGCAUACAACCCCAGCUAUCCAUGGCUGCUUGUUCUACCCCAUCCACAGGAAUUCUGCCAAGCUGAAUGCAGCCCUGAUGAGCUCACGGGUGUUAAAGCCUGUGUUGUCCCAGCUCUGUAAUUCUUAGCCAUGCAAGCUGAAAAAAAACUUCAUUUGCAAAUGAGUCUGUCUCCUCAGAGCCCUACAAUUCCCCCUCCCUGUUCACUUCCCCCACGUGUCAGUUCUGGAGAUUGGAUUGAGAGAGUUGUACUAUAAUGAAUAAUUUUAUAUUCAAAAGGUUUACUGAGCAUGAUUUGUUUUGUACAUAUUGGAAUAUGAUUUAACUUAUUUUUAUUGCCCCUUUUAAUCUUUUUUUUUCCCCAUAAGGAGAAGACAAAAAUCCCCAUCCUCUCUCAAUGUGAAGUUCCUGUGUGUUUAUGUGCAGUCUGCCAGUCAAACACACUAGAGGCAGAGGAUUUCUCACCAUCCCUACAGCUAUCUGAUUUUGGUUUGCAUUGUCAUUUCCAUUCAUCUGGGACCUUGCUUAGAUUGUCUCUUCUUUCCUCUCUGCUGCACAGUCUGCACAGAGCAGGGAAAGGUCAAUGCAGGCAGCAUUUUCUUCUUCUUCCUCUCCCCUUUCUUGUGUGCUUUACUUACCAAGGAACUCAGUUCCUCUUGGAGCUGUGUGACUGAGGGUAGAAAAAUACAACUGUCCCCCACCUGCCUUCCAUCCUCCAUGUUGUAGAUCAAACAGAUUCAGCUUCUCUGAAAGUGACUGUGGCUGGACUCAUUCCUUUGGGCUGAAUGUGUAUGGUUUGCACUUUCCCCCCCACUUCAGGAACUUAAAACCAACAAAAAAAAAAAAUAAAAGGCAACUGUUUUAACUUGAGCCGAGUAACACUUAAAGCUUUAUAUAUUUAUUUAUAGCAUCUUACAAAAAGUGUUAAAAGGUUUUUUCUUCCACAAGAAAAAUAAAGUUUUAAAAAAUCAUCUAAUUGUUUUUGUCUAGAUCAAGGAUGAAUGUUAGCAGAUGAAAUAAACCCUAAAAUUGA